Trematosphaeria pertusa is the source of this 1290-nucleotide messenger RNA. RefSeq names its product NAD(P)-binding protein. Gene Ontology annotation, molecular function: nucleotide binding. Bases 182 to 1258 code for a protein of 358 amino acids. Lineage: Eukaryota; Fungi; Ascomycota; Dothideomycetes; Pleosporales; Trematosphaeriaceae. The transcript has a single exon. The record is from RefSeq and is a predicted model, not a curated record.
GGAAGGCGGCGGGAAGAUGUAUCUACGCCAAGGAACAGCGAAUCGGGGAGACUGGGCCUGCAUCAGUUCGUGACAUUAUUGGUUGCGAAGAUGUGGUAGUCACUCCGACCGGAAGGGCUGUUUAGAGACAUCGGUAUAAGGGCAUCUAUGGCUGCACGUUGGACUGUAGGCUGUCCUGGAAAUGUCAUCCGAAUCAUUGCCAACGCUCCGCUGGGGCAUAAUCGCCACCGGCCAGAUAUCCUCCUGGUUCGUUCGAGACCUUUCCCUAUCCCGCCCCGACGCGAAAGCUAGGCACACGAUCGCUGCUAUCGGCUCCUCUUCUCAAGGAAAAGGCGAAGCUUUCGUGAAGCAGUGGAUUCCAGACGUCUUGCCCGCCCCCAAGGUGUAUGCUGGAUACGAGCAAGUCUACAAUCACCCGGACGUCGACAUUAUCUAUAUCGGCACACCGCACGCAUUCCACAAGCAGAACUGUCUCGCUGCUAUUGCGGCGGGAAAGCAUGUCCUCUGUGAGAAGGCUUUCACCCUAAAUGCCAGGGAUGCGAAGGAGGUGUUUGCGGCUGCGGAAAACAAAGGCGUCUUCGUUAUGGAGGCUCUUUGGACGCGCUUCUUUCCGCUAGUGCAGCAGCUGCAGCGACUCGUUCACGAGGAGAAUGUUAUCGGUAGCGUCCACAGAGUGUUCGCUGAUCUCGGCCUGGACCAGGACUUCGCGUCUCUGGGCCCAGAUUCGCGCCUGAGAAAUCCGGCGUUAGGAGCCGGUACACUUCUGGACAUUUGCAUCUACAGCUUGACAUGGGGCUUGUUGGCAUUGGAUGCGAAGGUUGGCGAAGAGGCGGAGAAGCCGGUAAUAAAGGCGGUACAGACGCUAUUCGAUUCGAUUGAUGUGGCUUCGACGGUGGUGCUGUACUACCCUUCGACUGGUAGACAAGCCAUCUGCACGUCUACCGCCAUGUUCAAGACUCCCGACCUUUUCUGUCGGAUAGAAGGUACAAACGGCUAUAUUACAGUUGAAGGCGUUUCCGCCUCGCGCCCGUCCGCUUUUACAAUAUACGCCAAAGACGAGGGAACAACGGAGGGCAAGAGGUAUACUGUGGCAAAUCCCGGAUUUGGGCUGUUCUGGGAGGCGGAUGCAAUAGCGCAUGACAUCGCCGCGGGAAGGAAAGAAAGCGCGGUCAUGCCGUGGGCCGAGACCAUUCGCGUUAUGGAGAUGAUGGACGAAGCGAGGCGGCAGGGAGGGGCGCGGUUUCCGGUAGACGACUAGGAGUAAUCUAGCUCAGCAAGUAGACUUUCGAG